Sabethes cyaneus is the source of this 2620-nucleotide messenger RNA. RefSeq names its product run domain Beclin-1-interacting and cysteine-rich domain-containing protein (gene Rubicon). Lineage: Eukaryota; Metazoa; Arthropoda; Insecta; Diptera; Culicidae. Bases 45 to 2579 code for a protein of 844 amino acids. The record is from RefSeq and is a predicted model, not a curated record. Gene Ontology annotation, molecular function: phosphatidylinositol phosphate binding. Gene Ontology annotation, cellular component: intracellular membrane-bounded organelle. The transcript has 7 exons.
UGAGCUGUAUUCGAGUGGAUCUUUGUUAACUAGAAAUAUAAUCUAUGGCUCGACUGUCUCAAUCGAUGUUUGGCUGUUCCUCCGAAUGUGAAGAAUUGCUACUUGAACUGAUAACAGCUAUAAAAGAAUUACGAAGCCAUACACGCUUUAAAGGAGAUUGUUUCGAAGAACAGAAAGUUUUCGAUGAAUCAAUUUGUUAUCUCGAUUGUCCGCCGGAUAAACUGGGGUGGCUGCAUCGAAGCAUUAAGCGGAUUUUUACGCAUAGGAUCAAAAAUAAUCACGAUGUAUGGAAAGUCGUAGAGGGUCUGAAGUUUUUAAAUCCAGCUAUAUCAUUAAUCGUGAGACGCGACAUGCUUGAUUCAAAUAUUAAUGAUAAAGGAUUAUUAUGGAUAUUUCAAUGUGUACAGCAGCGCUGCGUGUCGGAAAACUUGAACUGGCUUAUCACCGAUAAGGAGCAUAUGAGCUUAUGUUAUGAAAAUGACGCGUUUCUACGUGAUGAAAAAUAUGCAGAUGCGAUGAUGGUUUGCUUCAACGCAUUUGAACGAGGUCAACCUACACUGCUCUCUCAAAUCGACCCACAAUUGUAUAGUCAGAAUUCACGGGCAUUUGUAAGUAUCAAACGUUCAGAGUCCCAUCCCAAUUUGGUAAUGUUGAUGGAUGUGCCAAAUAAUAAAGGAGCUUUAAAACGGAGACAGACAAUUCAUUAUGCAAACCGUAAUUUUGCUCUGACAAGUGUUAUCAAAAGGAAAAAAACAUCACAAAGUUUACCAAACAUUACAAUUCGCGAUUAUUAUCACCGGGGAUGCCUGGAGGCAAAAUAUUCAGUUAGUGAAACAUUGCCCGAUACCCAGUAUACGCCAAGUGUGCCAAAAUUUCAGUACUCCGAUAACAGCGCGACAAAACCGGCACCGAGUAUAUUGAAUUGUGAAAAUAUCAAAAUUUAUACUGAAUCAACGAGUUGUAGUCCGGAACAGCAGGGAUGUUGGCAAAGGAUGAAAAAUGAGAAGCAGAGUGAUACUAAUGGUACACGCUCUGAUCUGUUUAGCUUGGCUUCUUUCGGCAGUCCAAGAGUAUUACUGAAUGAGUUCAUUCCGCAAUGUGGUGAAAAAAUUAAUCCUGGUGAAAGCAAAAUCGUUGGUAGGGUGUUGAAAGAACUUCCAUCUCGCCCUACUCCUGGCCAAAGUUUGACAUCUUUUUUAAAAACGGUUUACUUUUCACGCACUAAUACUGAAUUGGACAGAGAAAAUGCUCACUUUAGUCUAUCCGAGGCGUUGAUAGCAACGUUUGAGCAGCUCAAAUGGAACGAUAACGAAUCUACUCGUUCGGGUAAUAGAAAAGAAUAUCAUCAGCGUUCAUCAACAUCAAACCUUUGGACGUCAUACCCAGGUUCGCCGCAAUUCAAUAUAGGGGAUAAAAUAUCAAGCGAAUCAGUGCCUAGCGUUAGUCCAUCGAAUGCUUCCAAAGAAAGUACUUCUACGAUGGGUUCUUCAUUAUCCGAUAGUAAUAGCAGUGGAUCCUGUGAAUCAUCCUCAAGAUAUCGGUAUAAAUCACCGAAUACAGAAAUUUGUUCAUCUGACGUUGAAGAAGACUUGGAAGCAAUUGAAGCAAACGAAUCUGUAAAUAAUGUCAAAUCAUACUCAGCAGAAGGAGUAGCGCUUAGUUUACUCUCGAAAUUCAACGAAAAGCAACUACCAUCAGCAUGUGAUUUGUUGUGGUUGGUUUCCGAGCAGGAUGCCCCGCAGCAAAUUUUGCCAAUGCCCAAAGACGGCCAAAUUGUGAAUCCGGACGAACAAAGCGGGUUGAACACAAUCAUUCGUGGAACAAGGGAGUGGGCUCCGCCCAGGCCCCAAAUUAUAUUCACCUACAGUAAUCCACUGCCAGAUCGGCGAACCCAAAUGGCGAAGCAAAAUUUUCGAUGUGCUGGAUGUGGUAUGAAGGUAGCCCCAGCUUAUUCUAGUCGAUUCCGAUACUGUCAUUACUUGGGCAAAUACAACUGCUCCGGUUGCCAUAAAAAUCAAAUGUCAGCAAUCCCGGCAAAAAUUAUCGAAAGGUGGGAUUUUACAUUUUAUCCCGUAAGUAGUUUCUCAUAUCAUUUACUAAGUGAUAUUGCCGCGUGUCCACUUUACCGAAUCAAUCAUCUCAACCCGAAGCUAUACGAGAAAGUUCGAAUUUUGUAUGCAGCUCGAAUCUUAAGAAUAAACUUGAAAUACAUUCGAGAUUUUAUUGUCAACUGUCGCUUUGCAGACGACAUAAAAUUAUUGUUUAAUACAAUAUCUGAUCAUCUAACAGUAGAUAUAGAUUGUUGGUCCAUGGCAGAUUUUAUUUCCGUUAGAAAUGGCUCGUUUCAAAAAGAAAAAACUGACUUAAUUAGGCGUUGCGAGAAGCAUAUAUUCGAAUGUGAGCUUUGCAUAGCGCAUGGAUUUUUGUGCGAAAACUGUGAUCGCAAGGAGAUAAUAUUUCCUUGGCAGAAACGUAUAGUCAAAUGCAGUAAAUGCGGCGCAUGCUUUCACGAAGUAUGCUGGCUCUCGAACUGUGUUAAGUGUGAUCGCCUACUGAAGCGUCGAUCAUCGAAAAAGUAGGAUAGAGUCUAGAGUGUUAUGAGGACUGUAAAAUUUCUAGU